This is a messenger RNA of Harpegnathos saltator (Jerdon's jumping ant), 731 nucleotides long. RefSeq lists its product as uncharacterized. Gene Ontology annotation, cellular component: extracellular region. Gene Ontology annotation, molecular function: chitin binding. The record is from RefSeq and is a predicted model, not a curated record. Bases 282 to 656 code for a protein of 124 amino acids. The transcript is spliced from 5 exons. Lineage: Eukaryota; Metazoa; Arthropoda; Insecta; Hymenoptera; Formicidae.
AAGAGAGACUCUCAAGAGUCCCCCCUUUUUCCCUGGCCGAUGUCUAAGGCCAUAUAUAUACCACCACCUCGUGGUGCGAUCCUCCGAGAAAGAAACUUUGGGAGUAGCGUCGUCCUAGGACGAGAGAACCGAGAGGCGAAUCUCGAGUCGAGAGUGUCAGGCAAGCCGUAAGUGCGCGGUGCGCGGCGAGGAUAAAGGGGCGAGGAACACGAGAGGAUAAAUGAUCACCACGCGGCACGAUACUGCGGACUAAAGGCGACCAGAAAAGUUGUUCGAAAAAGAUGAUUUCGAGGUACCAGAUACUCUGCGCAGUCUUGCUCUUCGGCACGGUUUUGUUCUAUCAAGCGAUGGCGCAAGUGGAUGGUUACACACCUGGCGUAGACUACCCGAUCUACAACAUGGUGCCGUUCGGUCUGCAGUUUACCUGCGGAGGGAAGCUACCUGGGUACUACGCCGACCCCGAGGCCAGAUGUCAGGUGUGGCAUUGGUGCUUGCCGAACGGACGCCAGUACAGCUUCCUCUGCCCGAAUGGUACAGUCUUUAGUCAAACAACUCGCGUCUGCGACUGGUGGUUCAAGGUCGACUGCAACGACUCACCGAGAUUAUACGGCAACAACGACGAGCUGUACAGAGACGUGAACGGCAACAAGAUCUAACGGCCUCCGCCCACCCGCUCUCCCGAAUUUUACUACUAGUUUCGAGUGUACAUUAAUAAACUCUUUUAUACAUCA